Messenger RNA from Suillus fuscotomentosus, 777 nucleotides. RefSeq lists its product as uncharacterized. The record is from RefSeq and is a predicted model, not a curated record. NCBI's taxonomy places the organism in Eukaryota, Fungi, Basidiomycota, Agaricomycetes, Boletales, Suillaceae. The transcript is spliced from 4 exons. The coding region runs from base 1 to 777 and encodes 258 amino acids.
AUGAUUGCACUGUGCAGAGCCAAAUGUUUUAUUCUACAUUUGCGAGAGGAGUCAUGCAAUAUACCAAAUGCUCAAAGAGGCUUGAAAGGCAACAUGAUCAUUUUCCUGCAACGUCCUUCAAAAGUGUUGGAGAUGCUUCCUCCAUCAAUUGAAGAUGUAUUAACACCGAUAUGGGUUUUAUUUGUUGGUUCAUCUCCACCAACUACCGAUUGGUUGCGCAAGCAUGCUAAACCAUUGAUCGUGCAUAAAGAGAAAGUCUGGUCAGCAUUAGUGUGGUUGUGUGAACAUAACGUACUCUAUAGCGACGUGCUCAUCGAUCAUGACUGUUUGGAUUCAAUGAGUGAGGAAGAUAUUUUGCCAGUUCAUAUUGAAACUGUGCCUGAGGAUGAUGCACGCGCUGAAGAUGUUGCAGACUCGAGUACAGCAUCAUCCGCUGAGGAUGUCUUCCAACAUGUCAUUGUCACUGAUGUGGAUGGCAAUGCUCCAGGUCAUGAAUUGCGUGCAGCCGCACCUCGUCAUGUGAAAGAACAGUGUGUCCCGCAUGGGCUGAAUCCUAUGAACGAAUACGUUAAUCCUGAGUUACUCCCAAAGGUUUAUCCCACUCUGUUUCCAUAUGGAGUUGGGGGGUUUGAGCAUCCUCGUCGUACAAGUCCAGUAUCGUUUAAACGCCAUAAAAUCGCUCUUACAUACCAGUUUAAAAGUCAAACGGACUUCAUUCGGUACAGUGUCACAAAGUUUUGUGUCUGUGUCAUCAGCAGCGGUUCAUACGGUUGCUGA